GAAAAAGGAGCUUUCAAAGAAUCCCCUAGUGUUGUGAUUUUUCUACUCGCCAAAUUUCUCGUGAUUACUCUUCUCCCUGGCCUUUAUUAGUCAUCCCUGUGCUAUCAUGUAACUUCCACAAGUGUAGUGAUCAUCCUAAGACAUUCGCUCUAGUCAUUCCGAGUCGCGAGAGCGCGGAAAAAGGGACUGAAGUUCAAGGCAGCUUUGUUGCUUUGUUGAAGACAUUAUGGCCCUCAAUCCCGCCUUCCUCAAGACCACUGCCCUCCAGCAGCUCCUGGACGAGAUCAACUUCCAGCGAACAAAGGAGAUGCGCCAGCUCCUCAAGGAUGACAGUGGCUUUGUCGUUCUCCAGGGCACCACCUACUGGACAGAUCUCUUUGUCCGGCACUUUCUCUUCCAGGCGGAGCCGGAGCACAGCAUCGAUUCCGAUGACUUGCUCUUCUUCGUCCGGAAGAAGCAUGUGAAGGGAUCGUCGCGCCAUAUGCCCAAGUUUGAGACUGACGUGGAUGUGUUCCGCAAGGACUCGAGAAAGCUGCCCAUUGGCGAUCCUGACGUGGACUGGGAAGAGACGGUGUACUUGAAUCUGGUGAUUCAUCAGUUUGACUACAAGCUCACCUUGGCCAUCUGCACGAGAACAUCUCCCAAGGAGCUGCAGGUUCUCCGGAGGCACACUCAGCGUGUCUACGCGUCGCCCAGUCGCCGGAAAAUGGACACAAAGGGCGAGGGUGAGGAGAUGACCUAUCCUCAUAUCUGCUUCAUGGUAGAUAACUUCGAUGAGGUGUUCAGUGACAUCCUGGUGCGCGAUGGGGAGAUGGUGUGCGUGGAACUGGUGGCCAGUGACCGAGAUGGAUCUGUUCAGGGAGUCAUUUUCUUGGGAUCCAUUCGCUAUGACGCCUUGAAGAAGGUCUACGACGCCAGACAAUCCAGCUUGAGCUCCAAGGUGGCACAACGAAUGAUGUUCGGGUUGUUCAGCUCUGGAGGCCCUCAAACUCGCUGUGAAUUCGUCCGCAUGAAGGGUCCUCAGGGCAAAGGACACGCCGAGAUGGCUGUGACGAAGCCCAAAGGAUCAGGCGUCGAAACUCCCACCAGUGAGCCUGGAUUCUGUGCCACCGACAUGUGGGACACGGACUGGGAUGACGAGAAUGACGAUUUCUGCAACUAUCGCCAUCAGCGGCGUCUCAGCGAUCCCAGUGCGAAUCUCAACCACUUUGCGCGGUUCGCGUGGAAGACAAAGAGUGGCCAAGAAGGCACGGCCGGCAGCAAGGCGAGAUCUGAGAAUGAGGGAUUGGAUUCUCUGGCCAGUGAGAUAUCUGAAAUUGAGGCUGGCGACCUUAGAGAUGAUCGUCCUGCUUCCUCUGCGUCGGACACAAAAUUGGCGACUGCCGCGUGCUGUACGUGUUGCUUUGGCACCAAGAAGCGCUGGAGUGACUCGGCAUCGGCACAGAUGUCCGAAGUCUACUGUCGCACGUGUGACGAGGCCAAUUCCCCGGCGUGCCUGGCGAAUGUCACGCCCAAGCGGACUCGUCCUAAGCACCGGAAUUUGCUGACGGUGGAGAGUGAGAUUGAGCUGCCGGGGGCGGAGAAGAAGAAGCCGAGUGGCAAGGAGAAGAAGAAGGCGCCAAAGACGCCUGAGACGCCGCGGAAGGAGGCCAAGAAGCCGACGGAGUCGCCGAAAGUGGGCAGGAAGGGCGGCAAGAGGGACAGCAACAUGGAGGAGUACGAACUUGCGGACGAUGCGACAUCGCUGAAUGGCGACAUGGGGGAUGACAUCGUGAAGAUUGGUGUUCUCAGUGACCUGGAUCCGCGGAUGAUUGUCCGUGUGCAUGGGAAGGAGGAGCUUCCGGUGGUGGAGCAGAGACAAAGUGGUGCCAAAUCGCAGAAACUGAAGAAGCAAUCUAUUGAUCCGGCCAGGGAUCCGCAUCCACUCAGUGUUGAGGUGGAAUAUCAUGGCAAUGGGGCCAAGAAGAAGAGUGAGGCUGUGGCAGGGGAGAAGGACGCAAAUCGCAAUUCAAAGACUGACGUGGUUCUGCAGAAGGACGAUUGGAAUGGGAACUUGAAGGAUUUCCCUCGCAAGAGGCUCUACUACACCUUCCCGAAGAGGAAGCGCAGCACCAUUCACCACAGCAUGUGGUACAACAGACCCAUAUCGCUGAAGAAGGUGCCGCAGAGAACGACUCCCGACGGCACUAACAUCUACUAUUGGUGUGACAUGCCCAAGAAAUCCACAAAAGAAUUGGACGACGGAGCUUAUAAUCCGCUUUGGGCCACCAGAGGAUUCACGCAGACGUUCCACUUCUGGAAGGAGAAUCGCCGCCAACAGUCAACGCCACUGAACGCUUUCCUCACAUAUGUUACUCUUCCAUGGUGGAGCAUUGCGAAAGACUUAUUGGACCACCGUGAAGCGCCAAUAUUGACGUUUUAGCAGUUUUCUUCGCUGCCGAAAAGACACUUUUUGCACUCAUUCCUCAAAUUCUCGAUAUAUUGCGUACUUUAGAAUGAUAAUUAUUCCGUUGUCACAUUAAUUUAGUUUAUUUUUCUGUGAUAGCAGAAGAGUAUGAGAAAAAGUCCUCAGUUUUUGUGAUAAUAUGAUUUUUGACUUGGUUUUCGUUUUUUUUGUAAUUAAAUUUCGUUGCGUUGUGUUGCAGUUGAUUUGUUUUGAGUGAUAUCAAACUGGAAGAGAUACAGAUAUUUAUAUAUGUAUAUUCCUUAUGAUAACUAUACUUGGGCGUGUAAGAGCCUUCAAUGAAUUUUACUAAAUAUGAGAAUAAAGUGAGUAUUCCUCGA
This is a messenger RNA of Phlebotomus argentipes, 2784 nucleotides long. RefSeq lists its product as uncharacterized. The record is from RefSeq and is a predicted model, not a curated record. The transcript has 8 exons. NCBI's taxonomy places the organism in Eukaryota, Metazoa, Arthropoda, Insecta, Diptera, Psychodidae. Bases 227 to 2422 code for a protein of 731 amino acids.